This is a messenger RNA of Spea bombifrons (plains spadefoot toad), 1659 nucleotides long. It is a transcript of the gene MFSD8, whose product is annotated as major facilitator superfamily domain containing 8. Gene Ontology annotation, molecular function: transmembrane transporter activity. Bases 107 to 1633 code for a protein of 508 amino acids. Lineage: Eukaryota; Metazoa; Chordata; Amphibia; Anura; Pelobatidae. The transcript has 13 exons. Gene Ontology annotation, biological process: transmembrane transport. The record is from RefSeq and is a predicted model, not a curated record. Gene Ontology annotation, cellular component: lysosomal membrane.
UGGGGUCAAAAGAGUUUCUGGAUGAUCUGUUUGCCCGGUCGCUAAGUUGGGAUCAAACUUCUCCGUAAAUAACUCUGUGUAGGAGAAGCUGUCGCUGCUAGACAAGAUGGCUUCGUUAAGUGAUGAAGAGACCCAACCGCUCCUGAGGGCUUCACAUGUUGGGGAAACCGUGGAAACUCAUCAGCAACAUAAGAGCAGGUGGUGGUCUAUUAGAGUCAUGUACCUAACUAUGUUCCUGAGCAGUGUAGGGUUCUCAAUCGUGAUGACCUCAGUCUGGCCAUAUCUUCAAAAGAUUGACAAGAGUGCUGAUACCGGUUUUCUUGGUUGGGUUAUCGCAUCAUUCAGCUUGGGCCAGAUGAUCGCUUCACCUUUGUUUGGACUUUGGUCCAACCACAGGCCAAGAAGGGAACCUCUUGUGGUCUCCAUAAGUAUCUUCGUAGCCGCCAGUUUCCUGUACACCUAUGUGCACCUUCCAGCUUCACACAACAAGUAUUAUAUGCUGAUUUCCAGGGCACUAGUAGGCUUUGGGUCAGGGAAUGUUGCAGUUGUUCGAUCGUAUGUUGCUGGAGCAACUUCGCUGUCUGAAAGAACAAGUGCAAUGGCUAACAUCAGUGCCUUCCAAGCUCUGGGGUUUAUUCUGGGUCCAGCUUUCCAGGCCUGCUUUACCUUGAUUGGGGAAAAGGGAGUGACCUUCCAAGCCAUCUAUCUGCAACUGAACAUGUACACGGUGCCAUCCCUAAUGGGGGCAUUUCUUGGAAUUGUUAACAUCAUAUUGGUAUUUGCAAUAUUCAGGGAACACAGAGUUGAUGAUCUCGGAAACCAGAUAGUUAGUGUCAACUAUGAAACGGAAGGCUCUGAAACAGAAAAUUAUGAUGAUGAGCCCACUGACCCGAUUGCAGUUGUGUCAUCAAACAUUCUUUUCUUUGUCAUCUUGUUUGUAUUUGCCAUUUUCGAGACUAUCGCUACUCCUUUAACAAUGGACAUGUAUGCAUGGACCCGCACCAAAGCUGUUUUCUACAAUGGAGUCAUCCUUGCUGGAGUGGGCCUUGAGUCAAUUGUUGUGUUCAUUGCUGUAAAAGCUCUCUCUAAAAAGGUUGGAGAGCGUGUGUUGCUCCUUGGAGGACUGGCAGUAAUUUGGGUUGGUUUCUUUAUUCUAUUACCCUGGGGAAACCAGUUUCCAAAGAUCCAGUGGACAGACAUCCAGAAUAACACAAUACAAAACGCCGGCUACCGGGGUUUGGGCUCGGUAGCCUCCGGUAAUCACACAGUGGAGCCAACUGGUUGCCCAGCUAUACAGACCUGGUGCUUCUACACACCAGUUAUCUACCUGGCACAGUAUCUAACAUCUGACAUUUUGAUUGGUGUCGGAUACCCAGUUUGUAAUGUCAUGUCCUAUACCUUAUACUCAAAGAUAAUUGGCCCCAGACCACAGGGCGUAUAUAUGGGUUGGUUAACUGCUGCUGGUAGUAUCGCCCGCACCGUCGGGCCGGUGUUUGUCAGCCAAAUUUACACGCGUUUUGGACCUAGAUGGACGUUUAGUCUAAUUUGUGCCAUUGUCGCAGUCUCUAUAUUACACCUGACAGCGGUUUAUAAGAGACUUAUUGCUUUUUCUCACCGUUAUGGUAGAAUAUAGCAUAAAGAGAAUAUGCAAAAAUGAAA